Molecule: messenger RNA, 3037 nt
Organism: Pecten maximus
Lineage: Eukaryota; Metazoa; Mollusca; Bivalvia; Pectinida; Pectinidae
Product: coiled-coil domain-containing protein 157-like
Exons: 11
Coding region: 123-2573 (816 amino acids)
Source: RefSeq, a predicted model, not a curated record
AACCAGAGAAUUCCGUACGUUAACAUUCUUGUAAACAAUAUGGCUACCGAGUGUUCUAGAUUUCUUCAUCGAAUCAUUUAACGGUUGGUUUACAGCAUAUUUCUACUGAAACAGACAGGAUCAUGGCUGAAUUACUUGGAAAUGAAGCCAUCCUGGAAAGCCUGAAGCAAGAUGUUACAGACCUACAGUGGGCCAUUGGUGAGAUUGUCUCCAGGAUUGGACCAGUGCAGCAGUCAUCAUGGAAGUUCCCAGACAAACUCUCAUGUGACCUAGAUAUAGAGGAUCUCCUUGAUCUGUACAGUUUCUCUGAUGAUGCUGAGGAGUGUCAGGUGGCACACAUUGCACUGUAUGAACUUGUAAUCGACAGAUUUGUAUAUUUGAUGCAGACCUUGUCAGCCUUUAACAAGCAGACCAUGGCUCGAGGUGGUGUGGACCUAGCAGAUAACAGUAACACCUCUGUAGGCCUGGUGGUCAAACAGUACUCGAACCGGCAGAUACAGCUUCAAACCAUGCUUCAACAAACUAUGUCUGAUAUCAAAACGAAAAACAGAAAACUAGAAGAACUAGAAAAUAACAUGAAAAAGAUGUCAGAUCAGGUAGAGGAUGGUUCACGGACAGGUUCACACAUGUCUCUGAACAGUUUAGGCAAGCUGUCCAAUAUGUCCAUGUCAGCUAUAAACCCCAUAUACACUGCCAGACAAUUUGAGGAAAUCGCAAGAGACGCUAAUAGUAAAUCUUGUCAGACUAUAGAAACCGCUUUCGUGCCGUGUGAGGCGUGUCAUAUCGCCCAGAAAAGUUUUAAGACCACAGGGGAUCUGAUCAUCAAUAUGUGUAAAAACCAGAAACUGCCGUCGAGUCUACAGCAAUAUCGCCCCCUAGUGGCAGACUUAAAGUGGUUAUCGGCAAAUGACAUGGCAAGGUGGGCAGGGGAACAGAACAAAGACCUCAACAGAAUCAACAAAAACCAGGACAAUAUAUUAGAAGUGAUAGCAAACCUCAAAGACCAGGUGGAUACAUAUGAAAAGAAGUGUAAAAAGUUAGAAAAGCGAGUGUCAAACUUUGAUAGUGAAAUGAGGACAGAGCGAGAGGUGCAGUCAGCUCUAAGGAGACAAUUUGACCUCAAGGUCAAGGACAUGGAAAGUGAUCACCAGGAAACAGUUGCCACAAUGACCAUGCAGAAAAAUGAACUUGCAUCCACGAAGGCGUCGCUAGAAAAACAGCUACAAACUUACAAAGCUGACUUAGAGAGACAGCAAUGUCUCCUUACAACUCUUGAAGAAACAAGAGGUCGGUUAACGAAGGAUUUGGAGGAAAACAAAGCCAAUUCAGAAGAUAUUCAGAAACUUCAGAGUGAGCUCACAAAGAUCCAAAGUCAGUUUGAGAAGUCCUCAAAAGAGCUGUCUCGUGAGCUAGCAAAGAACAAGAGCUCCUCAAAACAUGGAAAAAGUCUACAGUCGAAGCAGGAUACGCUGCUCCAGAGGCUGGACACGCUGGACCAGGAGAAUGAGGAUCUAAAGGAUCAAAUGGGAGUGGCCGAGGAGGAGCGGGAGGCUGCACAGGAGUCCCUUCAGAAGGCACUGGAGCAGGUCACAAAAUUACAGACAAAAAUAAAAAAUGAUGAGGAGCUCAUAGAACAUUUGAGUGCGGAGAAGGAACAGCUACAAGAUUCUAUCAGUAAGCUAGAAAACAGUAUACAGACCCUGGAGCACCAACUGGAGGAAGCCAGGGAGCGGGAAAGACUUAUGAUUGAGUACCCUGAUCUUAAUGGGCCAGUCAACAGAGAUCUCCAAGGUACUGGUGAUAUAGUGGUUGAUAUGGAGAAUCAAGUAAAGGCUAACUCCCAGAGGAUCACGAUUCUUGAGGAGCAGAAUGAGGGGCUGAGAAACUCCAUCACCAAGAUUGUAUCAAUACAGCGAGGUCCUGGGGGAUCGCCCCCUAAACAGGCCUGGAGUGAAACGACCACUAAGCCUGUAGCUCUGUGGAACCAACAACAUCUAGACAAAGCUCAAAGUGAGGCUCACAAUAUAUGGAUACCUGAGAGUUCCACCACGCAGGAAGACUCGCAUCUGCGAGUGCAGAAUGGGGGAAAGACUGACAUGAAACCCCUAUUCAAACAGCGGCAACAACACAGCACCCCUAAAAAGGAGCAUAGCAAAGCUAAGUCCCCACCAUCAGAGAGUAAAAACAUGUCAGCUGUGGAAGAGUUUGUCGUGGGGCGGGGGAGCAGACCUCCAAGUGCCAGUCGGAGAGGGGAGACUCCCAGCACUGGAAGUCGUAGUCGACCCUCCAGUGGAAAGGUGAUAGCUCCGGUAAACUCCAGCAGUAUAAGUGCUUACAUACAGAUCAGGAAGGCUGCAAAGCUUGGUGUCAAUGACCUCAACACCAUGUCACAUUCCAAAGGUGUAAGUGUAAGACCACCUUCAGGUAAACUACCAAAGGCUACAAGGGAGACAACUACACCAAGCAGUGAUACAGACUAUACCAAGAAUGAAAUGUUUUCAUGUGAAAAGUGUGACAAAAUGUACUCCAGAAUGCGAGACUUAGAAAUCCACAAAUCUUAUUGUACAGGAUAAUCUUCUACGACUGAACAUACUUGUAGGGAAUAUAUUAAAUUGAGCUCCGUCCAUCUAUAUAAUAUUACAAAUUAUAUGCAUCUGUUUCUUCAAAAAAAUCUCUGAAGUCACUAAAUAGUAAAUACAUGAAGCUUUGCACCCUUAUCCUGAAAGGAUCCUAAUACUGCAAUUUGCAAUGGACAAUUUCUCAUUUUUGAAUGUUUUUUCUGUCCAAAAGGAAAUGCAGAUUUUCUGAAGCUACCAGAAACUUUAUAUCUAGCUAUAGCGCUUUCUACUAGUGCUUGAUUUUUGCUAUUGAGGAGUGCUGAUUUUUGAUACUUUUAUGAUUUCCAUAAAAAAAAAAACAGGUAAAAAAUUGCUUUUUCUGGGCUAAAAUGUUCCAAGACAGCUCAGGGAAACUUUGUACAUUUAGUUAUAAAGGUGGUGCUCUCAGAGGCUUAUUCUAUAAAACAAGGUCCCACAUU